Messenger RNA from Sclerotinia borealis F-4128, 717 nucleotides. NCBI's taxonomy places the organism in Eukaryota, Fungi, Ascomycota, Leotiomycetes, Helotiales, Sclerotiniaceae. The record is from the annotation of a GenBank genome assembly.
AUGACCAGCGACUUCACACCAAAAGAUCCCUUCCCAAUCAUUACACCACUCCCCCGUUCACUAUACCCAACAACCUUUCAUUACAAUCCUGUGGAUUUCCGCCGACAAGAUGAAUCUCCUGAUACCGAAUGGUAUUCUCAACCUCGAUUUGUGCAACAUCUUGACGACGGCGCUAUAUCCGUAUUGAAACACUACUAUUCCAGGCGCAUCACACCGCAAUCACACGUUCUCGACAUCUGUUCCUCCUGGGUUUCGCACUUACCAUCGACGCUCAAACCCAAUGUCAUGGUUGGAAUCGGUCUGAACGAAGCAGAACUCAAACAAAAUGAACAUUUAACCAAAUAUGUAGUCAAGGAUUUGAAUAUCGAUCCGAAGUUCGAGGGAAUAGAUGAUGCAACGAUGGAUGUGGUGAUGUGUAAUGUAUCGGUAGAUUAUUUAACGCAGCCGAUAAGGGUUUUUGAGGAAAUGAGGAGAGUUUUGAAAGAGGGGGGAACGGCUCAUAUGGCGUUGAGUUAUCGGUGUUUUCCGACGAAGGUUGUGAGGAAGUGGUUGCAGAUGGAUGAUGCGGAGAAGAGAAGGUGGGUGGGGGGGUAUUUUUGGGCGAGUGGGGGGUGGGAGAAUGUUCAAGAGGUGGUUUUGAAGGAGGGGGGUUAUGAGGAUCCGAUGUUUGUUGUGAGAGGGAGGAAGAUGGGGAAGUGUGGACUGGGUGGGCCUUGA